Molecule: messenger RNA, 1843 nt
Organism: Pyricularia oryzae 70-15
Lineage: Eukaryota; Fungi; Ascomycota; Sordariomycetes; Magnaporthales; Pyriculariaceae
Product: hydrolase
Exons: 5
Coding region: 437-1726 (429 amino acids)
Biological process (GO): proteolysis; medium-chain fatty acid biosynthetic process; medium-chain fatty acid catabolic process
Molecular function (GO): cysteine-type endopeptidase activity; monoacylglycerol lipase activity; acetylesterase activity
Source: RefSeq, a predicted model, not a curated record
GCCAUUUAUUACCACAUUAUAGGUAACGAACGGUAAAGUAGUCCAAAGAAGUUCCUCGCCAGUUGUAAACGUGCCGAGGUCCAGAAAAUGUUAUGGAGCACCAUGCAGUCAAUCUCUGCAAUACGUCCAUUUUACUGGUGCACAUAUUCGAUUACGAUCAGAUCGGGCUCCAGUGAUUUAUCCCCUGUCCAAAGACUAAAGUUCUGUAUUAAAAGAAGGGCCCGCUUGGAUAACCAAGUCAGAUCCUCGGUUUCUGCAAAACCAAGUUGCAACUGUAGCGAGUUAUCAAGUCAAAUAUCUUUCAUCUAUAAUUGUUAUCCUUGACGCAGUUGUCACUUAGAUUUCGCAAACCUGAUCUGGCUUUGCUUUUCUUUUCUUUUCUUUAUCCAGUUAAUAAAUCGACAAGCUGCUCCGACCACUCGGUCUUUCUGUGAGGAUGGCGAGCUGGCUGGGACUGGCAAGCACUCGCUUCAGCCAUUCUCCAUCACCUUUAGUGUUGCGCACCAAAGAUGGAGAGGAGAAGACGCUGGCUGAUGUUUGCAAGGAAAGUACACCUCCGUGCUGGCUUAACCCUCUCCUCUUCAAUGGUCACCUGCAGACCAUGUGGACGUCUGUCAAAUACGAGGGCCCCUUGGUCUACUACAAGCGGAAGGUCUUCCAAGCAGACUCCACGUACCUUGGCUCCUUUGCCGUGGACUUUGCCGUCGAUCCCCACGAGGAGCAUGAUGCAAAGCUACCCCCGCGCACCGCCUACUACACUGAUGAGGAGUUCAAUAAGCUGGGUUCCGAUGAUAGUCGACCCAUGUUAAUCGUCCUGCACGGUUUAUCUGGCGGCUCGUACGAGCUGUAUCUGAGGGAGGCGAUCCAGCCUCUGAUUGCGGACGGUUCGAACUGGGACGUCAUCGUCGUAAACUCGCGCGGAUGUGCCAACAGCGAGAUCACCAGCGGGGUCUUGUUCAAUGCUAGAGCGACAUGGGACGUCCGACAAGUGGUGAAAUGGGCUCACGAAAAAUAUCCCAACCGGCCUCUAUUUGGAGUUGGCUUUUCUCUCGGAGCAAACAUCAUCACCAACUACGUGGGUGAGGAGGGAGCAGGCUGCUUGCUCAAGGCGUGUAUUUCCGUUGGCAACCCGUUUGACCUGGAGGUCUCGAACAAGGCUAUGCAAAACUCCAUCCUGGGACUGAAUGUCUACUCCAAAGUCAUGGGAGGUAACCUCAAAAAGCUCAUUGCCAAGCAUAAGGAGAGCUUAUUGAAACACAGUGACCUUGACUUCGACGUGAUCGAGAACGUCACGUAUUUGCACGAGUUUGACAGAGCUGUGCAGUGCCAGAGCUGGGGAUACCCCACGGAGAACGCUUAUUACAGAGAUGCAUCUUGUUCCGACUCUAUACUAGGAAUCAGGAUCCCGUACUUCGCCAUAAGCGCCGCCGAUGACCCGAUCGCUGUGGACCAGGCCGUCCCUUACCAGGAAUUCAAAGUUAACCCUUAUACGGUCCACUGCAGCACCUCACUGGGAGGGCAUCUGUCGUGGUUCGAGCUUGGGGGUGGCAGAUGGCACGCCCGCCCUGUGGUGAACUUUCUGCGUGAAAUGGCUGCCAACAUUGAUCUCAACUUCAACAAGGCCAAGGUAAACAAGGAUAUGGAGCCCAAGGCUGCAGAAGCGCAUGGUUUUGAUCCCAUGAGAAGGAGGAUGAGAAUAAAUCCACGACAGCUGAAAGCCGAGUAGACGCUAGCAUCGUCGUGACCCGCUAAUUACCCGUCCGCUCACCUAGACCGCAUAGAUAUAGACGUCAAUUUUAGAUUUCCAUCACACUCAAUGCAUCACGCGUCAUUUAAUUCUCGA